AUACCAUAAUCCUCAUAUCACCAUCAAAAGCCCUCUAAUUCAUGCCUUCUAUGCCUUCUAUGCCUUCUAUCCAUGAUCAUGGCCGCAAUAACUGUAAAUAUAGAGAGCCGCAAUACCAUAAUCCUCAUAUCACCAUCAAAAGUUUAUAGUCAUGGGUCUCAUGUCUCUCUUCGUGGUCAUCAUUUCCUUCUUCAUGGUUGCUCACAAUGUGAACUCAGCCACUUUCAAUUUCCCCGGUUUUCAGCUGCCAAACACAAAAGACCUCACCUUCGAAGGCGAUGCCAUUGCAUCAAACCGUGUUCUGAAACUUACAAAGACUGCAUACGGUGUUCCUCUGCCCAGCAGUGCUGGCAGAGCCUCCUUUGCUGAACCAGUGCACCUUUGGGAUGAGAAAACAGGGGAACUUGCAGGCUUCACCACCAACUUCUUUUUUGAUGUGGAACCAGUACAAACUAGUCCAGGACUUCAUGGAGAUGGAAUCACCUUCUUCAUUGCACCAUUCAACUCUAAAAUCCCUCAAAACUCAACUGGUGGAUUCCUUGGACUCUUCAGCUCUGACUCUGCUUUCAAUGCCUACCAAAACCAAAUAGUGGCGGUUGAGUUUGACACCUUUGCGGAUAGAUGGGAUCCUAUCUCCUCCCACAUAGGCAUUGAUAUAAACUCCAUUGUUUCAACAACAACCGUGCCGUGGCGAACUGGGAAUUCUGUGAGCACGUCAUUAGCCUUUGCCACCGUGACUUAUGAACCGGUCGCGAAAAAUUUGAGUGUGCUGGUGAAGCAGAUAGAUCAGCAGAGGGGUCUGAAUUUUUCUACUACCACUACCAGCCUCUCGUUAGUUGUUGAUUUGAGGAGUGUUCUUCCUGAAUGGGUUAGAGUUGGGUUCUCUGGCGCCACUGGACUGCUGGUUGAAAACCACAGGAUUUAUGCUUGGGAUUUCAAAUCAAGCUUCACUUAUUAG
Lotus japonicus is the source of this 958-nucleotide messenger RNA. RefSeq names its product lectin 7-like. The transcript has a single exon. The record is from RefSeq and is a predicted model, not a curated record. Gene Ontology annotation, molecular function: carbohydrate binding. The coding region runs from base 152 to 958 and encodes 268 amino acids. NCBI's taxonomy places the organism in Eukaryota, Viridiplantae, Streptophyta, Magnoliopsida, Fabales, Fabaceae.